AGAGGUGGGGCUUAAGUCUGGAAUUCAGAUGCCUAUAGAUGACUGCUCUGUGGCAGCUAAACCAAGAGAACAGCUGCUCUGCUCAUUAUUUCAAACCACACCAGGGUACAGAGCUUGUGCUUCAGGAUGGAAACCUAUGGUUAUCUGCACAGGGAGUCAUGCUUUCAAGGACCUCAUGAACUCUAUUUUAAGAACCUCUCAAAACGAAACAAACAAAUCAUGGAGAAGAAUGGAAAUAACCGAAAGCUGCGGGUUUGUGUUGCUACUUGUAACCGUGCAGAUUAUUCUAAACUUGCCCCAAUCAUGUUUGGCAUUAAAACUGAACCUGAGUUCUUUGAACUUGAUGUUGUGGUACUUGGCUCUCACCUGAUAGAUGACUAUGGAAAUACAUAUCGAAUGAUUGAACAAGAUGACUUUGACAUUAACACCAGGCUCCACACAAUUGUGAGGGGAGAAGAUGAGGCAGCUAUGGUGGAGUCAGUAGGCCUGGCCCUAGUGAAGCUGCCAGAUGUCCUUAAUCGCCUAAAGCCUGAUAUCAUGAUUGUUCAUGGAGACAGGUUUGAUGCCCUGGCUCUGGCUACAUCUGCUGCCUUGAUGAACAUCCGAAUCCUUCACAUUGAAGGUGGGGAAGUCAGUGGGACCAUUGAUGACUCUAUCAGACAUGCCAUAACAAAACUGGCUCAUUAUCAUGUGUGCUGCACCCGAAGUGCAGAGCAGCACCUGAUAUCCAUGUGUGAGGACCAUGAUCGCAUCCUUUUGGCAGGCUGCCCUUCCUAUGACAAACUCCUCUCAGCCAAGAACAAAGACUACAUGAGCAUCAUUCGGAUGUGGCUAGGUGAUGAUGUAAAAUCUAAAGAUUACAUUGUUGCACUACAGCACCCUGUGACCACUGACAUUAAGCAUUCCAUAAAAAUGUUUGAAUUAACGUUGGAUGCGCUUAUCUCAUUUAACAAGCGGACCCUAGUUCUGUUUCCAAAUAUUGAUGCAGGUAAUGGUGAAAUAGUUAAGAAAUAUACUCAGUUCAAUCCUAAAACCUAUGAAGAGAGGAUUAAUUUAAUCCUACAGAUGUGUGUGGAAGCUGCGGCAGAAGCUGUAAAACUGAACUGCAGAAUUUUGGGAGUAGGCAUUUCCACAGGUGGCCGUGUAAAUCCUCGGGAAGGAAUUGUGCUGCAUUCAACCAAACUGAUCCAAGAGUGGAACUCUGUGGACCUCAGGACCCCCCUGUCUGACACUUUGCAUCUCCCCGUGUGGGUAGACAAUGAUGGCAACUGUGCUGCCCUGGCAGAAAGGAAAUUUGGCCAAGGAAAGGGACUGGAAAACUUUGUUACACUUAUCACAGGCACAGGAAUCGGUGGAGGAAUUAUCCAUCAGCACGAAUUGAUCCAUGGAAGCUCCUUCUGUGCUGCAGAACUGGGCCACCUUGUUGUGUCUCUGGAUGGGCCUGAUUGUUCCUGUGGAAGCCAUGGGUGCAUUGAAGCAUAUGCCUCCGGAAUGGCCUUGCAGAGGGAGGCAAAAAAGCUCCAUGAUGAGGACCUGCUGUUGGUGGAAGGGAUGUCAGUGCCAAAAGAUGAGGCAGUGGGUGCACUCCAUCUCAUCCAAGCUGCCAAACUUGGCAAUGCGAAGGCCCAGAGCAUCCUAAGAACAGCUGGAACAGCUUUGGGUCUUGGGGUUGUGAACAUCCUCCAUACUAUGAAUCCCUCCCUUGUGAUCCUCUCUGGAGUCCUGGCCAGUCACUAUAUCCACAUUGUCAAAGACGUCAUUCGCCAACAGGCCUUAUCCUCCGUGCAGGACGUGGACGUAGUGGUUUCGGAUUUGGUUGACCCCGCCCUGCUGGGUGCUGCCAGCAUGGUUCUGGACUACACAACUCGCAGGAUCUACUAGACCUCCAGGAACGGACAUGGACUGAGACUCAAGAGCUCUGGAGUGGAAUCAAAUUCUUGUUUUUAGGAUACCAUUUCUUUACAAGCAAAUCUGGUAUUGAACAGCAGGUGACUUUAGCAGAGAAAUGUUUUUGCUUUUGGUCUCCUCUUCCAGAGUCACCUUUCCCAACUCCUAUUUUUGUAGAUGCUAUUCUUUCUGAUGUUUUCCUAGGAGGGGUCAUUUUAGCUCAAACCCUGUAAGUUCCAGUCACAAUUUUCUGUGCCAAACUAGCUAUAAUAAUGGACAAGGAAGCCUUAGAACUCUGCUUACUUAUGAAUUAUUAUCACUGAGACCUGCAGUCCUUGCCUGGGAUGUCACUUCAUCCUGAAGUUUGCAUUAAUAAUCCUUCCUGCCAGGCACGGUAGCUCACGCUGGUAAUCCCAGCACUUUGGGAGGCCGAGACGGGUGGAUCACCUGAGGUCAGGAGUUCA
This is a messenger RNA of Sapajus apella (tufted capuchin), 2351 nucleotides long. RefSeq names its product glucosamine (UDP-N-acetyl)-2-epimerase/N-acetylmannosamine kinase (gene GNE). The coding region runs from base 127 to 1881 and encodes 584 amino acids. Gene Ontology annotation, biological process: UDP-N-acetylglucosamine metabolic process. NCBI's taxonomy places the organism in Eukaryota, Metazoa, Chordata, Mammalia, Primates, Cebidae. Gene Ontology annotation, molecular function: UDP-N-acetylglucosamine 2-epimerase activity; N-acylmannosamine kinase activity; hydrolase activity, hydrolyzing O-glycosyl compounds. The record is from RefSeq and is a predicted model, not a curated record. The transcript has 9 exons.